AGAAACGAGGAGGCAGGAGACAUAAAAGCCCGAAGGAGAGUACCAACCUGGGGUUCGGAUCGGGCUGCGAUUUUCGAUCGGCGGCGAGCGUCAGCGGAUCUGUGCAACCGGAGAGGGAGGAGACGAGCAAUCGGGACAUAGGAGAGAGCGAUGGGGAUUUCCCGGAGCAAGCCGGCGCGGGAGUGGCCGCCGGCGCCGCCGCCGGAGCCUAGGGUGGAGGUGCCGCCCCUCAUCGAGCCCCCUCCCAACGCCGCCCGCACCAGGAUGCAGGUGCCUGGGUAUGAGCAGUGGUUCGGGAAGCCCUCGUUACACAGCCUGUUCGACGACUACUUCAAUCAAGUUGGGAGCGUGAACGCAGGGGUCAUGCUCAAGAUGCUGCAGGAUCCUCAUGUCGAUUUGACUGCAACUGCAUCACCAGCAGGCGGGGAGGCUCAGCUUCGAUGGCAAAGGUGGUGAUUGCAUAGUUUUACCAAAAGUCGUAUUAUUUAUAUAGGGAGUGUCUAAUUUUCAGUCAUCUGUUUUCCCAUUUGGUUUAGGUCGUUUUUCUUGUCCACACAGUUCUUUACACGUGUCUUUGUAGUAGUUUCAGUCCAGACUGUAGAGCCAAAAAAACGACUGUUUUCAUUUCAGUUUCAGGUCGUAUUCUCCCUCC
Messenger RNA from Triticum aestivum (bread wheat), 652 nucleotides. RefSeq lists its product as uncharacterized. The record is from RefSeq and is a predicted model, not a curated record. Lineage: Eukaryota; Viridiplantae; Streptophyta; Magnoliopsida; Poales; Poaceae. The transcript is spliced from 3 exons. The coding region runs from base 151 to 456 and encodes 101 amino acids.